Molecule: messenger RNA, 4570 nt
Organism: Marchantia polymorpha subsp. ruderalis
Lineage: Eukaryota; Viridiplantae; Streptophyta; Marchantiopsida; Marchantiales; Marchantiaceae
Source: the annotation of a GenBank genome assembly
GAAAGCAUUCAUAAGGUCUCCAGCUUACCCCGGAACACAUCAUAUUUUCAAACCGUGUGUUCGAUUUCUGAACUCAUCUCUCUCUCUCACCAUCCAUCCGUCUUCCUUUCUUUUCCCUUCCCUUCCUUCCUUCUUUCUUUCUUUCCUCACCUUCGCUUGUCCCUACUUCCCGCUCUCUCUUUCUCUCUUCUACAUACCCUCUCCUUCCCCCGAACCUCGUGCUUGCCGGCAUUCUGCUUCGCUUCUCGUGCUAGCUCAUUGAAUUAUACUGUGCUGUGCCAAAGUCGUCCACUCCGAUACCAUCUCGUGAGGAUUCUGAUACCGUCUCGUGGCGCAUGCUUGCGCGUUCGCUGGGGCCUCGGAGUGUCCAGACUCCAAAGAUAUCUGACUGACUUCGUCUUAUUUUCUCUUUUAUCGAGCGUCAGUAGAUGGGGAGGCAAAAAGCUGUCCGUUCUCUGCUGGGGAAGAGAACAUUAAUCUGGGGUCAAGUUCUCACACUUUGCCAAUGGAAGAGAGCAUGAACUUGUGGUGGGGUUUCUUGUCCCUCUCGAGCACGCGGUCCGUCUCUAUCUCUCGGCACUUGAAACACCGUACAGAUUGAAACAGGCGUCAAAUGACACAACUUCUUUUCAAGCACGCGCAGUCGGACCAAUUCUUACUGUUCCGCGGUGGGAAGGGGUUAGCCAAUUCGCCGCACUCUCUUGCUGAGGACGACCUCCUCGAGUUCUCGAUUUACAGGGAUUAGAACAAAAAACCUGCCCCAAAUGUUAUAAUGCUUCAGCCUACGGCAUCAGGAUGACCGACAGAACUGACAUAGGGCAGAAUUAUCUUCGAGUGCGUUCCAGCAAUCUCGAACCUAGCACCGUCUUAUUCGUAGUUAAGUACAAGUUUCAAACAUUGGCGAGGAGGUGUCAUCGGCGAUCGACGUCCGAACCCGAUAACCAUAGGAUACGAUUCUGCUGAAUGCAUGGGGGGUGAAAAAUAUUAUCGAUAUUCAUAUUCGAUUUCUUUCAGUGCUGCGAAAUUCGGGCGAGAUAUAUAUACUCAUAUAUAUAUUUACACAUAUAUUUCGCUAGUUUUUCUCACAGCUGCUCUAGCUAGUCUCAGGAGUACAGCAGAUGCCUGUGGCGUGAAUAUCUUUGCUAGUGGAGUAAUUAGAGCAGAAUUUUCUAGAGGGCUUGAAGGAAACUGAGGUCGAUCCUCAAAGUCCGACUGUAGGAUCUGUCGGUCUAGUCUAUGCGCAUUCACCUACAAUUUCUUGUGUUCAGCGUAAAUUUUUCUCAACUCUGGGGACAAAACAUCAGCUCGACAGUAUAUAUCGUGCAGUUUCCAACUUGAAUUGGCAGCACAUUGUGGCCACUUUUCAACCGUGGUUUGAAAAGGUGCCUACAUGCUGCCUUGGGCUGAGACAUGUCCUUCAUGCAAGCUGAGCAGCAACCCUCUCCCUGGAUCAAAGACCUGGUGCAUAAACUAAAAUGGACCUACGCUGCUCUAUGGACGCUGAACACAACAGAUGGUUCCAGGCCGCUAAUUGGUAUCGACGCAGCCCAUACAGUUGCGGAAUGGAAGGAUGGAUGGUACAAUUCGGACUCGAAUAGGUUGACUAGAGCGCUAUCUGGAAACGAGAACGUAGUUAGAGACGAUUCACGAAUCGAAGCGUUGUUCUACUCCACUUAUAAAUCGUGCUCCUUUCAGCAAGGAUUCGGAUACGUCGGGCUCGUACUGCUUAAAAGAGAAAGCACCUGGCUGACUGGCAGCCAGGAGGUCCUCGAACACGCGUUUCAUACCCAAGCUCUCUUCUUGAAGACGGCACGUAUUCAGACAGUGAUGUGCACGCCUUGGAACAACCACGUACUGGAGCUGGGAAAAUUCGAACAGGAGUCGAGGAACGAAAAUGUCCUGCAUCAGAUUCAGCGAUGGCUCUCGAGCGUGACGACGCCUCUCAAUAUUCAGCCCAGUCCCGGUGCAGUGGGUUCAGAAAACGACAGCGGAGGAAGUCGUGAAGCCAUGCAGAUGUCUCCGUCGAUCGCUUCGUCGAUGUUUGCCGAUGGCUCCAAUUGCAACGUGCACUUCGGGCCGUCAUCUGAUAUUUUGCUCAAGCGCAAUAAUUCCGGCCAAGGCAGCGGCGCGGGCGGUUUCUCGGUGUCGGGCCAUGAGAACGCCUCCGCCUCCAGCGGUGCCCCGGGCGCUGGGAGUCGAGUGCAAGUGCAGGUGCAGGUGCGCAAGAAGAAUGGCCUUGGCAGGUAUCCCCCGCACUCUCACGAUGCCAUCUCGCUGCUCAAUCGACAUAAUCAGGACGUGCUGUCGCAGAGAAGGUCGAUUUCCGGACAGGAGAAGACUUUGGAGGCCUCAUCCUUUGUAGAGGAAUGGGGGCCGGCGGCAGCUGGAACGAGUAGUAUAUUCCAACAGGUGGUCGGGCAUGAUUCAGAUCCUAUCAUCAGUUGCAGUGGCAUGGGCAUACCAGGAAUUUCUUCGCUCAUGCCGCCCGAUACGUUCUCGCAGCAGCAGCAGCAACAGCAGCGCUCUCAUCCGAGAGGAGCCGCGAGCAUUUCCUUGGACCAGGCUUUGCUCACGUCAUUGCCCAUGACAAUGGCAACCGACAUUUCGGCAUCCUUGGCGCUCCCCAUGGACAUGUUACAGGACUCGGCCGCAAAUCUUUACGGUUUGCACUCGAAGAAUUCCAGAGAAUGGCCCACAUUGGAACCCAGCAAAGAGCAGUCUCUUGUACAGAUGCUUGAAGAGUUUACCGAUGACGACCAUUUACAGCGGCUUCAAUCGCCAGAUCAUGCUCUAAUCCAAACUGCAGUCGCUAGCUCCAGCGACACUAUGGCCGAAUGGGCCUCGACUGGGACAGCCUCGAUAUCCCAUCAACAGCAGCAUCAUCGUCAUUACGAUCACCACACUCAACAAAGACUUCAACAGCAGCAACGCCAGCAGCAGCAGCAACAACAACAACGAGUUGUCCAGCGACAAUUUGAAUUUCCUAAUAAUCCUGCUGUGAGCAGCUUACAAAAUAUGACAACUCCGAGACCGGCGCUGGCCAAUCUCAUCUCUCACCAGCAGCAUCAGCACCAGCCGCAGCAACACCGGCCGCAAUUGGUCCCGCAUGGUGGUGGACAACAGCCACAAUUGCUCCCCCUAGGCCAGCAGCAGCAGCAACAACAGGUAAAUCAACCAGGUCCUCCGAGUUGGCAACAAAACAUUUCCUUCACCACGCCGACGGCUUGGGUGCGAUGGGUGAGCCGAAAGCAAGCAUCACUGUUGCGAUACAAAGCUCGAGAUCCCAACGGCGCGAGUCCUGCUGCGCUGCGCGUCAAUCAAAUGGUUCUCAAAAGGCUGCUGACAGAAAUGGUACCGAAAAUUGCUAAGGAGCAGAAAGCGCGAGAGCAGGAAGCAGGUCAGGCACUGGACACGGAGACCUCGAGCCACGGACACAGAGUCAGAAUGAUCAGCUAUCCGACCACAACGUCGACGAAGCCUUCUGAAUCCGGCACCCUCAUCCAAGACCCUCAAGCAAGGACCCACAUGCUGGCCGAGCGCAGACGAAGAGUGAGGGAAAACGAACAUUACGACGCUCUGCGCAAACUAAUUCCUCCCACCUCAAGGAUGGACAAGGCAACGGUUCUGGCCGAAACCAUCAAGCUCGUGAAAAAGCUCCGGAGACGUGUGGGGCAAUUGGAGAAGGGAAACCCCGACAAUAGUGGAACUCCGAACCUGUCAUUGGUCACGUCCGAGGAUUCGCAAAUCGGCACAACUUCUCCCAGUUCACGUGGGGAACCUGGAAGUCCGAUACCUGCACGUACAGGAGCCGGUUCCUCUGAACCCGAACUUCAGGAAGGAAAGCCUCCGGGUGGCAGAUUUCUCGAUUCCUGCCUCGUACCCGCUCCUGCUCCGUCACAAGAGGACAACAAGGAAAUUGUUGAGGUUGAUAGAAGAGCAUGUAUUCCGACCGAAUUGAGAGCCAAAAUUCGGACCUCGCACCGGCCCGACACUGUCAUUCACAUACUCACAUGCUUGAAGGACCUUGGUCUAGAAGUCCUAUCAACCAACAUAAGCAUUGAAAAGGAUUGGGUUUACGCGGACUUUCAACUGAAGAUGAAUGAAGUUCACAUCUGCCGUGUAUCACAAUUCUGCGAAGAGCUUCAGGAAGCAAUACGAAAAGCUAUUUUUCCUGCAGAAUCUUCCAAUGCAGAUUCAACUCUAGAUGGAAGAUCACACUCACAGGACUCGUGACCGUUGGCUCUACCAAAUGAAGUGAUGCAACUCAGCAUGAUAAGAUGCUCUCAUAGGAAAAUUCUCGACAAUAAUCUUGUGCAGAAAAUCUGGAGCAUCGUUGGUUCGUCAUGGGUUUGUUUAGACCCGUAGACCUUGUGAGAAGCAAAUCAUGCUUUUAACCAGAUUUGGAGAAAUCCCUAGAUAGAGGUUCAGCGGUCCACCAUCACUGAGGGAGGACCAGUUAUGUAAAGCUUUGUCUCUUCGUGUAACUUUGGCUACCAUUGGCAAAUAUCUACUCAGAUCACUCAGUCUGUAUGUUUAUCUUCAAGUAAACACUGCAAUUCCUCCAAUUCAA